Messenger RNA from Bombina bombina (fire-bellied toad), 3460 nucleotides. RefSeq names its product vacuolar protein sorting-associated protein 54-like. Gene Ontology annotation, biological process: Golgi to vacuole transport; retrograde transport, endosome to Golgi. NCBI's taxonomy places the organism in Eukaryota, Metazoa, Chordata, Amphibia, Anura, Bombinatoridae. The record is from RefSeq and is a predicted model, not a curated record. The transcript has 6 exons. Gene Ontology annotation, molecular function: syntaxin binding. Gene Ontology annotation, cellular component: GARP complex. The coding region runs from base 156 to 596 and encodes 146 amino acids.
UUAAUUCUCGGAGUUGCCAGUUAGUGCUGGGAGCAGGAGCAUUGCAAGUUGUCGGAUUGAAGACCAUUACCACCAAAAACCUUGCUCUCUCUUCCCGGUGUUUGCAACUUAUAGUACACUACAUUCCUAUCAUUAGGGCUCAUUUUGAGGCUCGUAUGCACCCUAAGCAAUACAGCAUGCUUCGACAUUUUGACCACAUCACUAAGGAUUACAAUGACCAUAUAGCUGAGAUUUCUGCAAAACUGGUUUCAAUAAUGGAUGGUUUAUUUGAUAAACUUCUGUCAAAGUAUGAAGUUAAAGCUCCAGUUCCAUCAAUGUGCUUUAGAAAUAUUUGUAAACAAACGACUAAAAUGCAUGAAGCAAUUUAUGAUCUUCUUCCUGAAGAACAAACGCAAACAUUAUUCCUUAGAAUAAAUACAAGCUACAGGCUUCAUCUGAAGAGUCAACUGAGCCAUCUGAAUGUUAUAAAUGAUGGUGGACCUCAACAUGGACUUGUGGCAGCGGACAUUGCCUUUUACACAGGAAAUGUCAAAGCAUUGAAAGGUCUUAAAGAUCUAGAUCUAAACUUGAGUGAAAUCUGGGAACAGAAGAGGUGAUGCCUAACCAAAUAGAGAAAUGUUUUAACUCAGUGACUUUAAUCAGUGGACUGGACGUCUUGCUUUCAAGACACUAAAAUGAAAUCCAAAGUCAAAGGCUGGAAAGCUAUCUUUACCAAGAAACUGGAUCCAGUCUGACUGUCAGGGAUUGCCCUUUACAGAGAGUCCUUCAGCAGCGAACAAAUGUUCUGCUGACUAGAACUUUUUCAUUUUCUUUGGAAACAGGCUCAGGUUUCUUUGGACCAAAUCCAAACAAGUGCAUGGCUGUAACACAGCUUCUCUUCAUGAAGAUCCUCUGUAAAUGUUUGUAUGACAGGGAAAAAAAAUUGCUCUGCAAAUAUUUUAAAUCUCUUAUAGUGCAAUGACAUUUCGGUUUCCUAUAGUAAUGAUGGCACAAACUGCAUACACUGUAAAUCAAAACUUAUAAUCUAAUAUAAAUGAGAGUGCUGUCAUGAAAAAAUAUAUUUUUACAUAUAUAUCUCUUAUUUGCAGAAACUAUAGGUAAAUGGUAAUAGUCUUAAAAAUGGAAGACGAAGGACAAUAAGGGAAGUUCUCUAUUUAACCAGUUCCGUUAUCUCUUCCUUCAUUGGUCAGGAAUCUUCCUCUCUUUCCUGGAUUUUAACUGUAUACAAGCUUUGAUCUGCAAGACUCAUCUUUUUGAUGUUGCGGAAUAAGCUCAGAUUGAGCUAUCCCUGUAGCUAUUGGUGCUUUUUGUUUGGAUAGUUUGGGGGUGAUGCUAUAAACUGCUGAAAUUUUGAAUCAGUAUUUUUGUAUAAUAUUUUUUUUUUUUUUUAAAUUAAGGUAUUUUUGCCUUUACUGUUAUUGGUGAAGCAAAAGUAUUUAUUUGCAGUAUCUGCUAUCAAUAUGGAUAUUUUCUGAUUGCGUUUUAAGUAAAUUUCACUAAAUAAUAAUUUUAGUCAGUGGUAUUUUUUGCAGUUUGAAAUCUUUCCAAUUUCUGGCUUUGUAAAAUAAAAUUGUAAAGUGCCUGUCUGACAGUAUAAGUGGAAGGAAAUAAGCAUUAAUAUUGUAUUUUUAUCAUUCCCUUUACUGCCAUAAAGGCAUUCAGCAUCAAUUUUAUGGUGACUCCUCCGGCUACAAAGGGGUGUAAAAGUGAAGAUUAAACACUCCACUAUUAAGUGCCUGUUUGUAUUUUGAUUGACAUGCUCAAAGUCAUAAUGUUCCACUCCAAGUGAGUACCUACCCUUGUAAUUAUGUAGAUUUUGUUUCUGAUUUUUGCUGCUAUGGUUUCUUAAGAAAAGCUUGUUUAUUUAUCAUACCAUCAACUCAUCUAGCCCCUGCUUCCCCUACUUUUACCUAUAAUAAAAUUGUCUAAACAGACAGAAAAAAAGCCUAAAUUGGUGUUGAAAAAAUGAGUCUUGGUCUGUGUCGUACACAAAAUGUUGACUGUUUAUUCAUUUUAAAAGUUUACAUUCAUUGUUGAGUAUAAAUGAUACUCCCAAUCUGGACAUAUAAAAGUAUUAAAACUGCUUUGCCAUGCUUAUACAGCCAGGAAACAAUUUCAGGUCUUUGAAAACAUCACUGAAUUCCCAGGACCACAGAACCGCUUUGAAGCUAACUAAAAUCCCCAAUAAGGACCCUUCACUAUUGAACAUUAAUUGAAAGCUAUGCUAUAGUCAAGCCAUCCCUUUACCAAAUUGAAAUUAUUUUUAACUAGAGCUGGUGCUUUUUUUGCAUUUUGUGUUUAAAACUGCAGUUAUUUUUUUUUGUUUUGUUUCCUUUUGGAACUCCUAAUCACAAAAAUGUACUUCCUGGUUACCAAGAACCCAGUACUGUUAAUAUCCAUUGAUAGAUUUCUGCAUGAAAAGCAUAACAAAAUUAUUUUUACAAGGAUUAAAACCCCAGCUGACCAUCUUAAAAGAACUGAGAUGGUAGCAGAAUGGAACAUCAACAGAGUAAUUAUUAAGAUUAUAUUAUAUCUCUGGGAAAAACCUUUGAUUGAACUAUUUAGACACAGAGGAAGCUGAACAUUAUUAUCACAAGAUGCAUUCAACAAGCAGGAAAUUAAUUAGAUGUACUUUCUAUUCCCCAUGAUUCUUAAGUUAAAAGAUGACAAGGCAGAAAGCAGCAGUGAACCUUAUUUGCACUUUGUAAGCCCUACAAAAUUGGCAUAUGCACACUAACAUUCUUUCCCAUAGUGCAAUGUUUUGCACUCAACCACAGAAAUUGGUAUUUGGAGAUUGAGAGAAGCAGCAUGGGUAAACAAUGCUUAAUAAUUACAGUAAUAAACUCUUGAAAGUCAGGGAGAAUUUUAUUUAUGGAUAUUACAAGAUUGGGGAACAUGUUACUUGUAGUAUCAAUAGUAUAUAAGAUUAUUUAAAUUACAGCCUUGAAAGAUUGGCCCAAAUUCUUGAAUAAUAAUUUUGUAAGAUGACUCACUACUAUUGCAAGUUUUGGCUUUCAUCAGUAUCCAGGAUCAAGUAAGCAGACAUGUAUGUCUUUGAUCAUUCAGCUCUUCACAGCUAUGAUGAGGAUUAAACCAGUCUAAAAAUGUCUCUCAAUCUCUCUGCUCUGCAUGUGUUGACCAUUUGAACCCACUAUGGCAGAUUUUUCUGUGGGUGCUGACAUAUAAGAUUGUUGUCCUUUGUCACUUUAUUUUAGCUGAUAUAGUAUCAAAACUGUAAGCUUUGUAAAUGAAAGUUGCUUCCUAAACUUCCACAUAGUUUUAAGACCUGUCACUGAGUUAGCUAAGUUAGUAACAAUAUUUCAUUUGUUUUGUUUUUGCCUCAGUUCUGCUAUUAAAAAAUUAUAUGAAAACAAAAAUUGGAUGCUUUAAAAUGCAAUUAAUGUACAUUUCUCUCGCUGUGCUGAACAGUGUAAAAUAACAAUGGUAGUAAACCCUCAAA